Molecule: messenger RNA, 1673 nt
Organism: Hermetia illucens (black soldier fly)
Lineage: Eukaryota; Metazoa; Arthropoda; Insecta; Diptera; Stratiomyidae
Product: fatty acyl-CoA reductase 1-like
Exons: 12
Coding region: 84-1550 (488 amino acids)
Biological process (GO): long-chain fatty-acyl-CoA metabolic process
Cellular component (GO): peroxisome
Molecular function (GO): alcohol-forming very long-chain fatty acyl-CoA reductase (NADP+) activity
Source: RefSeq, a predicted model, not a curated record
AAACGAUCCACUUCAGUUCAGUUUUUUGUUUCGUCCAAGUCAGUUCUAAAUUCUAAAUCGGGAAACAUAUUCAGUUAUCUAAAAUGAGCGAUCCGAUCAAGAAAUUUUAUUGCGGGCGGGAUAUAUUUGUGACGGGUGGUUCGGGGUUGAUGGGCAAAGCUCUACUAGAGAAGCUGCUACGGUCGUGCAACGGUGUAAAUCGAAUAUUUGUGUUGUUACGUGAUCUGAAAGGACAAACUGGGCGGAGUCGUCUGCAGCAAGUAAAGGAUUCUAAGAUUUUCGAUCGUUUACGGAAAGAAGAUCCAGAUUCUUUGGACAAAUUGGUAGCCAUUCCGGGGGAUAUUACGGCCCUGGGGCUUGGCAUGUCGGAAGAAAGUGAGAAACUCAUGGAAAAUGUUUCGCUAGUAUUUCACGUUGCAGCGACUGUCCGUUUCGAUGAACCAAUAUCUAAUGCCAUAAUGUUGAAUAUAAGAGGAACGCAGGAAGCUUUGAAAUUCGCUAUGCGAUUGAAACAUUUGAAUAGAUUCAUCCAUAUUUCCACAGCCUAUACCUAUCCGUAUAAGCCCUCAUUGUAUGAAGAGGUCUAUCCAGCAAUGGCUGAUUGGAGAACCAUGGUCAAAAUUGCUGAAAAAUACGACGGAGAACUCUUAGGCGCAUUCACAAAUAAAAUACUGGGUGUUUUCCCUAACUCUUACACUUUCACGAAACACUUGGCGGAACAGCUAGUUAAGGAUUACAGCGACAAGCUUCCGGUAGCAAUAAUAAGACCAGCAAUAGUGCACUGCUGCGGAGUAGAGCCCAUGGAAGGGUGGUAUGACAAACUUCUUGCUGUCAUGGGCAUGAUGACCGCUGUGGGCACUGGUAUAGUAAGAGCUCUCUACUGCAGGCCGAGUUGCGUUAUGGAUCUAGUUCCCCUGGACGAUUGUAUAAAAAUUUUCGUUAUAUGCCCUUGGUGGAUCCAGGAGAAAGAAGCUUAUAGCCAACUGCCCGUCUUGAAUUUAUCGUCCUCGCAGAUCCGGACUUAUUCCAUCGAAACAUUAUCUACGAUCAACUGUGAGUUGCUCGAAAAAUACGCCUUCAAUAAAAUGCUGUGGUUGCCCACCUUCGGACUGACUCAAAAUAUUUGGUAUUAUUAUUUCAGGCUUUACACAUUGCACGUAUUUCCAGCAAUCAUUUUCGAUACGUUGAUUAAGCUAUCAGGGAGGCAACCAUUCUUCCUACACAUCCAAAGACGAGCUCUGGCAUCACAACGUGCUCUCCAAUUUUUCGUUUUCAAUGAUUAUAUGUUUUUCACGAAGCGUCUCUCCAUCUUGUUGGAGGCUCUCAAAGAAUACCCAGACUUCAGAUUCGAUAACCUGCUCCAUAAAACGCUGCAUGAAAUCGUGGAGAUAUCUGUAAAAGGAUGUCGCAGAUAUUUAGUGCAUGAAGACGACAGUAGCUUACCACAAGCAGUUAGGCGGUAUAAAAUAAUCAAAGUUGCAGAUUUUAUUAUCUGCAGAGGAUUCCAAUGCUGGCUUGCUUAUUAUAUUUUAGGCAAAUUCAUAUUUUAAAACUCUACCUCAAAUUAAAGCUCUCCUGUACCAAAAGCCUGGAAGGCACUUUUUUACACUUUUAUAAAAAAAAGUAUAAAACCGUACUUUUGUCGCAAAUAAAAUAAAUUAUCAAUCGAACAG